AUUAGUGUCAAUGUUAAGUUAAAAACCAUAAUCACGUAUUUUAUUCUGCGUUGUGCGUUGAAAUGUAAUCUAUAACUCGAAUUAAAAAAAAUUAGCAUAGUUAUUAUUUAACCAGUGAAUUAAUCGUUAAGGGUUUAUUUUAAAAUAUGUACAACAUAUUUUAAACAUGGAUUACAAAAGAAGAGGAUAUGUGAUAUGUACCAUAGUGUUUUUUAUUUUAUUUGUAAAUAUUGCGUCGCUUCAGAAUGUAAGUCAAACAAUCGUUUCAUCAGAAUCCCCACUGACUAAAGAAAAUGUUACUGAAGCAGAAUUAAAGAAUCAAGUUGAGAAAGCGACUCCAGUGCCAAGCAAAGAUUUACUAAAUGUUACUAUUACAACUGCAACUACACCAACUAUUGUUACAAAUACGACAGAAGCUACUGUAGAAAAAACAGAUAAUGCAACGACAGUGGUAAAGCAGACCAAUACAACAUCAGAAAAUGUUACUACUGCACAAACAGCCGACCCAGUACCAGUACUGCCAGCCAAAGAGGCUGCUGAAGAUGAACAUAACAGUUCUAUGGCAAUAUUUUUUGUACUAUGUGUUUUAGCUUUGGGAAUUUUGCUGAUACAUUUAAUGCUUCAGACUCACUUCCAGUAUGUCCCUGAAAGCAUUGUUAUAGUUUUCUUAGGAGCUUUAAUAGGAUUGAUUAUGAAUGCUCUGUCUAGUAGAAAUAUAAGUAAUUGGAGAAAGGAAGAAGCUUUCUCUCCUACAGCUUUCUUCUUAAUACUUUUGCCACCUAUUAUAUUUGAAUCAGGAUAUAACUUGCAUAAAGGUAACUUCUUUCAGAACAUAGGCUCGAUACUGGUUUUUGCCAUAUUUGGAACAACCAUUUCUGCUUUUAUUAUUGGCUUUGGAAUAUAUUUCCUGGGUUUAGCAGAUGUGGUGUAUAGAUUAGGUUUUGUAGAAUCUUUUGCAUUUGGUUCACUGAUUUCUGCUGUUGAUCCUGUGGCCACAAUUGCAAUAUUCCAUGCUCUUAAUGUAGAUCCUAUUUUGAACAUGUUGGUAUUUGGGGAGAGUAUUCUUAAUGAUGCCAUUGCUAUUGUUCUUACUAAUGCCGCUCUGGAAUCUAACAAUCCCGAUAUGAAUACUGGUGAAGCUAUUGUUUUGGGUAUAGAGAGGUUUUGCUUGAUGUUCUUUGCUUCUGCUCUUCUUGGUGUGGUUUUUGCACUUGUUAGUGCACUUUUAUUAAAACAUGUUGAUCUGAGAAAGAAUCCUUCUCUAGAAUUUGGCAUGAUGUUAGUGUUUACAUAUGCUCCUUAUGUCCUGGCUGAAGGCAUUCAUCUUUCUGGUAUAAUGGCAAUUUUGUUCUGUGGAAUUGUUAUGUCGCAUUAUACUCACUUCAAUCUGUCUACUGUUACUCAAAUCACAAUGCAGCAGACUCUUAGAACUCUAGCUUUUAUUGCAGAAACUUGUGUUUUUGCUUAUUUAGGUUUAGCUUUGUUUAGUUUUAAGCAUAGGGUAGAACCAGCACUGAUUGUUUGGAGUAUUGUUUUAUGCCUACUAGGAAGAGCAUGUAAUAUAUUCCCACUAGCAAUUCUAGUCAACAAAUUUAGAGAACAUCAGAUAACCAAAAAGAUGAUGUUCAUAAUGUGGUUUAGUGGAUUGAGAGGAGCUAUCUCUUACGCCCUCUCCCUCCAUUUGAAUUUUAGUGAUGAAACUAGACAUGUGAUAAUUACUACUACUUUAAUUAUUGUACUUGUUACCACUCUAUUUUUCGGAGGAUCUACUAUGCCUCUUUUGAAGUUUAUGCAAGCUACUAAGAAUCCCUCGAGGAGACUCAAGAAGCGCAAGAAGGACAGGGAAGUCACUCUGAGUAAAACUAGAGAGUGGGGCCAAGCAUUGGACUCUGAACAUCUAUCAGAAACUACAGAAGGAGAAGUGGAAGUUUCUUUUGUCUCUGACCGCAUCAAAGGCUUUGCUAAAUAUGAUCUGAAGUAUUUCAUUCCAUUUUUUACUAGAAGAUUCACCCAACAAGAAUUAAAAGAUUGCAAGAGCCAGAUGACCGACUUGACAAAUCAGUGGUAUCAGGCCAUCCGUAUAUCACCCGAUCAGUCUGACGAGGACAGCGCUAAUACGGGAAGAUCUAGUAUAUCGAGUAUCGUUCGUUGACUAUCGAAUAUAUUUAACAAUAGUUUACCGUUAUAUCCAUAUAAGAAACAGUAUUGAAAGGCAAAAUAUGUCGCUAGUCAGAAAAACAUAUUGUACUUAUCAAUUUUUGCUGAAUAAAUUAUCU
Molecule: messenger RNA, 2276 nt
Organism: Diabrotica balteata
Lineage: Eukaryota; Metazoa; Arthropoda; Insecta; Coleoptera; Chrysomelidae
Source: the annotation of a GenBank genome assembly